GUGAUCAGCUGACGCGGUGGCUGCUUUGAGAGAGCACAAGUGGACGUGCACAUACACUCAUACAAUUGGAAACGAAGGGAAUUUCACUAUAAUCAAAGAAAAUACAUCACAAAAUCGAGAUUGGAAGAUAUAACUUGCAAAAAAACAUUGAGAGAUUGCAAGUAAACCAGUUUGUUCACAAAUAAAUGUGAAACUGUAAACAAAACUUCCGACUGCCAACUGAAGUCGUCUGUAAAGAGCGGCAACAAUCUUCCAAGCAGCGUUGGCACUAUCGGUAUACACGAAGACCGACAGCAGUGGCAGCAAUAGUUGUAGCAUAUAUCAACUAGUUUUGUUUACUCAUGAAUGCGUGUUCCAAUAUUUCGGGUGGCAGCGAAAAGAAAGUUUCACUGCACAGUGUGGUAGUACACGUCUAAGCGGACGGAAUUCCAGUGUAUCUUGAUGCAAGGUACAUCCCUACAAUUACCUUGGUGAAUCUCUUCUAAGGAGUUUGUGCAGAUCCUUAUAAGAAAGCAAAAGCAGAAAAUACCUAAAUAUAAUACAAGAGCCAAACACACUGCUAAACAGAGUUGGACCCUUUCGACCGCAGCAAUGGCGAUACAAUUAGAAAGCUCUAAAGCAAGUAAAAUUACAGCAGCUAGCAGUAGUGAGGACACUACCCAAUCACAAUCACUGGAUAUCGACAACCAACGCCCAGCGCCUGACUUUACCACAUACAUAAAAGACAAAUGGAAAAGACAUAGUGCAUCGGAGCAAGCGAGUCAAAUAAUAGCAGGUGGUUUAGCUGCCGCCAUUACGCGUACACUCUGCCAGCCACUAGAUGUCCUAAAAAUUCGUUUCCAGCUGCAAGUUGAACCACUAAAGGAGCACGUCAAUCAGCAAUCAAAAUACACGAGUGUCGCGCAAGCUCUCCGUACUAUUUACCGUGAAGAAGGUGUACUCGCUUUCUGGAAAGGUCACAAUCCAGCUCAGGUGCUUAGCGUAAUUUACGGUAUUUCACAGUUUUGGACUUAUGAGCAACUCAGUUUGGCCGCUAAACAAACAGUCUACCUCAAAGAUCAUGCUAACCUAGCGAGUUUUCUUUGUGGUUCCGCAUCCGGUGCAGCAGCAGUAAUACUCUCAACACCUAUGGACGUAAUACGCACGCGUCUCAUAGCACAGGAUCAAUAUAAGGGCUAUAGGAAUGCAACGCGUGCAGUUACAGCGAUUGUUCGCAAUGAGGGUGUACGUGGCAUGUACCGCGGACUUAAUACGGCGCUCCUGCAAAUCACACCAUUAAUGGGUGCAAAUUUCAUGCUCUAUCGACUUUUUUGCAAAUCAGCUAUGCAAUUCUACGAAGUAGAACAACGAAGCGCAUUGCCUACAUGGGUGUUGCUGUGUUUGGGUGGCUCUUCGGGUAUGUUAUCCAAGUCUCUGGUAUAUCCCUUUGACUUGUUGAAGAAGAGGCUGCACAUACAGGGCUUUGAAUCCAAUCGUCAGACAUUUGGCGAGAACAUACGUGCACAUGGAGUUUAUAGUUGUCUGAGACAAACUGUACAACAAGAGGGUCCAGCGGGUUUAUACAAAGGCAUGGCGCCAACACUUUUAAAAUCUAGCAUCACAACGGCUCUAUACUUUGCUAUUUACGAUAAACUAAAGGAUAUACGUUGGUUUGCCUAACUAACAAUUUAUAAAGGAUUAAACUUAAGACUUGAAGAUAUAUUACUUUUUAUGUUUGUAAGUAUGUACGAGUCCUUUAAUACGCAGGCUAAAGAUACUCCGAUAAUGCACUUGACGAUUUUACGUAUAUAAGGAAGAAUACGCGCAUUCAUUUUGUAGCUAAAACAUUACUUUUCCAACAUAUUAACAUUUUCACUUUCAUGUAACAAAAUAUAUGUAGUAUGUUUUCUACGAAUUUUAAAAUAUUUAUGUAUGUAAGUACGAUGCUUUAUAGCAAUAGUUAAGCUGUAUAGAAACAUCCGCUGAAACAUCCAAAAAAGCCUUAAUUGAUUUUAAGAAAAUUAAAAAGUAAAUGGUUGAUAUGAUACCAAUAGUUAUAUCAUGGUUGAUAUGUACAUAUGUAUGUAUGUCAGUAAUCGUUUUUAUAUGUAUGUAUGAAAAUAACAAAAGCAACUUGUAAGCGGAAGGCAGACGCACAAUACACUUGCCGCGUUUAUAUUUUUUCAGAAAAUAAAUUUUACUUAUGAAAUCCAA
Molecule: messenger RNA, 2193 nt
Organism: Rhagoletis zephyria (snowberry fruit fly)
Lineage: Eukaryota; Metazoa; Arthropoda; Insecta; Diptera; Tephritidae
Gene: Tpc1
Product: Thiamine pyrophosphate carrier protein 1
Biological process (GO): transmembrane transport
Source: RefSeq, a predicted model, not a curated record